CUCUCUCAUUUGAUCUUUCCUCCAUGAGAAGCUACCAAUCAAACCCCACCAAACAAAAAUCCAUAUCUGCUUCAGAUCCCAAUAGAAACCUCUCUGGAAUAUUGAGAAAAUAACAUUUCGUGGCAUCCAAACACUACCAUAGAACGAAAUAGAGAGGUAGGAUUUUCAUUUCUCUUCAUGUUUCUCUAUGAUCUCUAUCUAUAUUCCAUCAAAGCAUAGAUAGCAAAAGAAGUAAAAAUGCAACAAGACCAAAGCGUUGGUAUGGGUAUGGAUAUCGUCAGUGGGUCCAUGUUGAGGCCAAUCCAAGAGAUCUCAGCCGAGCAUGAACGGCUGACAAAGGCCCAGAUCGUUAGCCACCCUCUCUACGAGCAACUACUAUCAGCCCACGUCGGGUGUCUACGUGUUGCAACGCCGAUCGACCAUCUCCCUCUGAUCGACGCACAGCUAGCGCAGUCCCACCACCUUCUACGUUCUUAUCAAUCUUACCACCAACACCGAGUCACCUCUCCCGAAGAGAAACAAGAUCUUGAUGAAUUCCUCGCACAAUAUAUGGUAUUGUUGUGUUCUUUCAAAGAGCAGUUACAGCAGCACGUGCGAGUGCAUGCUGUUGAAGCUGUCAUGGCCUGCCGUGAGAUUGAACAGUCUUUCCAUGCUCUCACAGGAGUACCACUUGGGGAAGGAACAGGUGCAACAAUGUCAGAUGAUGAAGAUGGAUAUCAGAUGGAUUGCUCUUUAGAUAACAGUGCAGAUGGACAAGAUAUGAUGGGAUUUGGCCCACUCCUUCCAACCGAAUCUGAGAGGUCUUUAAUGGAAAGAGUUAGGCAAGAAUUGAAGAUUGAAUUAAAACAGGGAUUCAGAUCAAGAAUAGAAGAUGUGAGGGAGGAAAUACUGAGAAAGAGAAGGGCAGGGAAGUUGCCCGGAGACACCACUUCUGUUUUGAAGAACUGGUGGAAAGAACAUGCAAAAUGGCCCUACCCAACAGAAGAUGAUAAGGCGAAGCUCGUCGAAGAGACAGGAUUGCAGCUCAAACAGAUAAACAACUGGUUCAUCAACCAAAGGAAGAGAAACUGGCACAGCAACUCAUCAUCAACAUCGUUAAAGUCUAGACGCAAGAAGUAGAUCGGGUUCGUCUCGUCCAUCCAUUACUACAAAUACAUACACAUGAUGCAUGUAAUGAAUGUCAAAUACUUACAUGGACACAUUGAUUCAGGUCCCCAACAUCUCUGAUGCCACAGAAAGAGCCAUGAACAUGACCAUGGCUCCAAGAUGGAAUUUCCACUAAAAUACAGAAAAUGUAGUAUACAAUCAAUCUUACUUACUUACGUUGAAAUAACUACUGGGGUUUCUGUAUAAACAUUUUUUAGUAUUGGAAUUUAGAUUACAGAAAGCAUGAAAUGUUUGAUUA
Magnolia sinica is the source of this 1405-nucleotide messenger RNA. RefSeq names its product homeobox protein knotted-1-like 7. The coding region runs from base 238 to 1119 and encodes 293 amino acids. The record is from RefSeq and is a predicted model, not a curated record. Lineage: Eukaryota; Viridiplantae; Streptophyta; Magnoliopsida; Magnoliales; Magnoliaceae. The transcript is spliced from 5 exons. Gene Ontology annotation, cellular component: nucleus. Gene Ontology annotation, molecular function: DNA binding. Gene Ontology annotation, biological process: regulation of DNA-templated transcription.